CAUAAAUGGAAAAUGUUGGGUUUUGUUCAGCCACCGCGUUGGGAAAGAUAUCAACAAGAAGUGAGAGAGUGGGAGCAAGCGAAGGCCAAAAGUGUCCCUUUAAAUGGUUGCUCUAAGAAGGUUGCUCAAAACGAGAAGCCACCAAUGUUUGCAUUCUGCCUGAAACCACGUGGUCUGGAUUUACGUAACCGAGGGUCAAAGCAUAGGUCACAUAAGAAACUCUCAGUUUCUGGGCAAAGCAAUACCUUCUCUGUUUAUCACGACGGUUUUCAUGCUUACGGUAAGCACUUCACUUGUUUAUUAUUCUGCUGUAUAUUUAGAGGUGACAAAAGGGGUUGGUUCGUGUUUUGUUGGGAUCAAGGACAUUCACUUGUAUAUUUGACGUGGUUUGGAAGGUAUUUCCGUUUUUAGCUAAAGUCUAAGGGCUUCUUCUGAGUGAAGUUUUAGUAUUUUUUGAGUAGGAAAUUGUAAAAUGGUAGAGCUGGAUUAGUUUGUUAAUGGCACAAGGAUUGGUACCAUACGUAAAUUAACAUUUAUCUGGUCUGAAUUGGGACAGCAAAAGCUGGAUUUAAUUCAUGACCGGAUUGUAAAACUCUUCAUGUUUAGGUACUUCAUUGUAUUUCUCAAAAUACUUGGACACUUUCUUAAUAUAAGACGACUAAAAUUCUAGGUACUUAGUAAUUUUGCAGGAAAUUUACCUACCAACCUCCUAAUGAACUUGUCAAUGUGUUUGGGUUGGAUGGGUUUGAACUGGGUUGCGUUGAAAUUUUGCUACCCCUGUAUCUAAGCGUUUGUCCUAAUCUGUAAAAAUGAUUUUAUGUAGCAGGUAGACGAAUGAAUGGCUUUGCAUCUGGCGACGAGAGGGUUUUACAUUUGGGACAGAAUUAUGACUUCAUGGACGAUUCUCCAUUGCCACAGAGAUCUCCGAGAUUUUUCUCACCAAGGGAAGCAGAUGCAGGCAGCUUGGGUUACUUUUACCCCAAUCCUCAUAGAUGUCACCACUUGCAUAAGAAAUUUCAGAGGAGCAAAUCGAAAAAAGUGGCGGGGACUUCAACUCUUUCCCCCAUGGGACGUCCGAUGAUCCCUUCAUUCAAUCAGCGCAUGUUUGUGAAAAGGAACAAUGGCUUACAUCAGUGGCCAAACCAGCGACAACCUGACCGCCACCUAGAUUGGUCUCUUCAGCAUGAUCCUUACCAGUUGGAAGGCUCGGAUCUCGAAGAAUCACAGACUCGUGAUGCAUCCGGUGCAGCUCAGCAUGCUCUCAAGGUGGCUAAGUUCAAGAGAGAGAAAGCUCAGAGACUACUUUGUAGGGCUGAUUUAGCUAUCCACAAGGCUGUUGUUGCCUUGAUGACAGCUGAAGCUAUUAAGGCAGCUUCCUCAGAGGAUGCGAACGAUGAUGACAUGUGAUGAUAUGCGAGGUUUGGAAUUCUUUCUUCAAGAACUUUGGCAGCUAGAGGGUUGUCUGUAGACUCGGCAUUCAGUUUGCCCCCUAGUGAAAUAGCGGGGCAAUGGUGGUGGUGAUGGUCUUGCACCGAGGUACACAUCGCUUGGCUACUCUCUUGGUGGUUUCGUGACCCUGGUUCGAUGUCGCACUGAUGAUCCAUCCUGGAGGUGACUGGUGAGAGAGAGGUGUUGCUGGAAUUUUGGGCCUGCCAAAUCUUUUUUUGUACAGAUUUUUUCCCACUCUUCUUUCUCGUUUUUUUUUUUUUUUUUUUUUUUUUUGCUUUCUCCAGGGUUUUCACUGUUUCUUCUUUCUUCCCCUUCUUUAGCCUUGAUGCCUGGGAUAGGAGCUCUAGCCGAAAUAAUACACCACCCCUUAGUUUGAUAACAAAGAAAGAGAGGAGGUAUAAAGCAAAAGGUUUGAGAAAGAGUUGCCUGUUAGAUGGAUUGAAAUGCUGCUGCAGGUUUCAGGGAGCAUUUUGCUCGUUAAAAAAGAAAAAAGAAAUUAAUUUUUAGGGUUAGGGAUAUGUACCAAUGAUGAAGAACAAGGUCUCUGGGAAUAGUGCAGGAAAAAGGGGGAACAAGUUGUGUAAGUAAAUUAUCUUUUUUUUUGUUUGUUUGUUUCUGAUUUUUCAGAGGUGGAAUUGGUGGCAAAUGAAAGGAGAUCAUGUUGCUGAUGUCUGAUGUCCCUAGCUUACUGUUAGUUUCAUUUAUGUUGUACUGCUGCUUUGAAUCAGUCUGUUAUGCCGCAGCUGGAGCAGACUUGCUGCUUUAGUCGUUGCUGAGCGCCCCCACUUCACUUUCGAGCUUUUGAUGUUGCAGCACUUGUAAUGGAGUUGAGGUAGGAUCUAUGAUGGUGAAUGUGGUUUGCAGUACGAGGAAUGGAACUGAUGGUAAAUGAGUUAAAUUUCUUUAGUGAAAUUUAUAGAGAGGGUUAUGAAUGACAGUAACAAGUCAAGAUGUAGUAUCACAUUUUUGUCAAGUUGAUUGGAUCAUGUCCAGUAACUUAAUUAGUGAUAAUGGUAGAGUAUGAUUCUGAUGAGUAGCAGCAGCUUCUCCCACUCCCAUGAUCCCAAGACGGCUACUGUAGUCUGUAAGUGAGAAACAAUAUAUGAAGACCUCAGAUUAGGGCUGCUAAGAAGCCGAGUUAUUUGUGAGCGGCUCGGUUUCGAACUUGAUAAAAGUUCGUUCGGUUAAAAAAAAAAAUGCUCGGCUCGUUAAUAAUUGAGCCGAGCUUGAGCUCUAUCUUGUUUGGCUCGUGAAGCUCGUGAACUAGCUCUAUUAGGUUGGCUCGUUUAAUAUAAUUCAUGAACUAUCUCGUUUUGAGCUUAUGAGAUGUCCAACAUUGUGACUAGAGAGCCAACUUGACUACGACUUAUGAGAAAAUCAAUAUAUAUUUUAUGAGUUGGUUUGUUAAUGAUGCAUGUAAUUAUUCAAUUGUAUAUCUCACCUCAUAUGGUGUUUAAUACGUUGAGUAUAUGUAAGCAAAUACGCAGUGGCGGACCCAAAAAAUUUAUUAAGGGUAUUCAAUAAAAAAAUCUAAGUAAAAUAAAUAAUAUUAAUUAUUAAUUCAACAAGUUUAUUUCAUAAAGUACAUCAAUUUGUUUUUUCUUUACCGUGAAUCGCGACGUAUUUUUGUAUUUUACAAAUUUUAUAUAAUAUAUUAAAACAAUGGCAAGACAUAAAAAUGUAAGCGCUUUAAGUUUUAAAGCGCGAUUUUGAUUAUAUUAGGUCCCGUUUAGCAUCAUUUUGUUGCUGUUGUGAUUGCAUUGGUGUUGUGCAAACAAGUGUACAACAACAACAGAAAAAAAAAAAAACAAACAACACAAACCUGUUUAGUUGAUAAAUCUGACAACUCAUAAAAGUUGACAACAAAACACAGAAACACGUUUAGUUACUUCUAUAAAAACUAAAAACUAGAAAAUGGUUAUUUUCAAUAUCAAACAAAGUCCCACAAAAGCCAACUUAGAUCAAUUUCAAACCACCGUUUCACUUCACCCUACUGCAACCUCCCCAUUUUCUGAUUUUAAUUGUCGGUGCAGUGCAAAACCCUAGCCACCAUUGUAAAACACAAGAAUUGACAUCCCUCCACCACCACCAUCGCAAAGGAAAGGGGAUCAGUGUUCCCUCAUAGUGCGUGAAACUUGGCAGGGCAUUUAAUAAGGUUCUGGAGCGAAAACUUGGAAUUCAGUGAAAAGAAUUGUCAGUAUAUCUGCAGAUUUUUGAACAAAUUGGUAUAAGUUAUAACUGAUAACGACACAAGCAAAGACACAAUAUAAAGGCUUUAUAUCAAAGACGAUAAGGGUUGGCCGGAGUCAAAGAGAAGGACGGGUUGGUCGGGGUCUGUUGGACUCGAGGAUUGGUAAGCGAUACCAGCAAAUAACGGCGACGAUGCUGGACCGCGGGAUAGUUGGACGCAACGAGGGGUCGAUGGCGGGAGAGUUGGACGGUGACGAGAGCUGGAGAGGCAGUAGGCCGAAUCGUGCUCGUCCGCGAAGGAGAUAAGGAGAGAAGGAGGAGGGGUUGUGGAUCAACGGUGGACGUGACCAGGAUGGACAGAAACAGGGCGGAGAUUGGGGUCCAAACAAAUGGAUACGAAAAAAUGAUAAGAAAUGAGCUACGGGGAU
This is a messenger RNA of Linum trigynum, 4067 nucleotides long. The record is from the annotation of a GenBank genome assembly. NCBI's taxonomy places the organism in Eukaryota, Viridiplantae, Streptophyta, Magnoliopsida, Malpighiales, Linaceae.